AUGGGCUUAAGGCAGAACAAUCAAGGGUUCCGUCCACAGUCGAGGGCACCACCGGCGCAACCAAGGGUGAAUCAUGAUCAACCUCAGCGACAACAACAACCUCGCCGCCCAAGACUUCCCUCCCAGGCUAGAACAUAUGCGCUAAGUUCUAAACAACCCAAGACUGAACAAGGGAGUCACGAGAACGGAUACCUGACGGGUAUGGGCGAAGUUCUCGAUACACCUAUUGUUGUGUUGUUUGAUACGGGCGCAUCGCAUUCUUUCAUAUCAGAACUAUGUGUGGACACAUUAAGUUUGCCAGUUACUAAAUCUGAACAUGAGAUGAUGGUGACCUCACCGGUGGGAGGGGUAAUAGAGAUUUCUCGAAUAUGCUCGGACAUAGAAAUUGUUAUGGGGGAACUUAGGCUAGUCGCACACAACUUACAAGUUAUGGCCGUGAAGGAUGUCGACGUAAUCUUGAGAAUGGAUUGGUUGACUGCGAAUUUUGCUACUAUUCGAUUGGUGAGGGCACCUGAAACAGAGGAAGCGCGAAUCGCCACUUUAGCUGUUGAACCUGACCUAAGGUCAAGAAUUAUUGAAGCACAACGGAUGGAUGCGAAAUUGGAGGAAAACUCAUGUGGAAGUGCGAACCGGCAGAUCGGGGAAUUUUAG
Messenger RNA from Salvia splendens (bonfire salvia), 651 nucleotides. RefSeq lists its product as uncharacterized. The record is from RefSeq and is a predicted model, not a curated record. Gene Ontology annotation, biological process: proteolysis. The transcript is spliced from 2 exons. Gene Ontology annotation, molecular function: aspartic-type endopeptidase activity. Bases 1 to 651 code for a protein of 216 amino acids. NCBI's taxonomy places the organism in Eukaryota, Viridiplantae, Streptophyta, Magnoliopsida, Lamiales, Lamiaceae.